Paramuricea clavata is the source of this 11847-nucleotide messenger RNA. NCBI's taxonomy places the organism in Eukaryota, Metazoa, Cnidaria, Anthozoa, Malacalcyonacea, Plexauridae. The record is from the annotation of a GenBank genome assembly.
UAUUAACCCAAGAUAUCUCGAACGUGGAGGUCCAGUGUAGGUAGUAUUCGACAAUAAGCUGUCGUGGUUUGUGUACCAGUACGUAUUUUCUGGAUUAAUGUUCGGAUUAAUUUAGGAUUACAGUAAAGCAAGAUUAAGACUAGAAUUAGUAUUGUUGCGAUUACGUAAUGUGUACACAGUGCGUGGUUACCAAGCAGUGUUGUUUUUACAAGAUGGCGACCAGGGGAGAGCGUCUGGCAAGAAAAUGCACAGCUAAACGUGGCCGUUCUUUGGUGAACGACGAGCUACAGGCGAGAUUAAAACAGAUAAAAACUAUCUUGCAGAAAACGACUGAAGAAUGCAAUCAGGAAGAGCUUAAUAUCUUGCGAGAAUCACCUGAAAUGGUGCGAGAAAUCGAACGAAGAGCUGUGAAACAAGCCACAGCCAAGGCCAGAAUAAGAGAGGUUAUUUCCUUUGCUUUUUUUUAAGUAUUUUGGGAAGGGAUUGUAUGUAAUACUGGUGCUUUUACUUCUCUAGGUAUGUGAUUCACCAGAUGAAAUUGUACAAAAGGCAACACAGCUGGCAAAUGCUAUCAGAAACGCGAAUUUCUUAGUUGUUUACACUGGGGCCGGCGUCAGUACGGUAAAUAUAAAAUAUUUCAAAAUUUUUGGUGUCGACUCACUCGAUUCACUUCCCGCCAGUAAUAUGUCUUAUAUCUUAACUUUUUACCAUUUAUUCCUAGGCUGCAUCGAUUCCCGAUUAUCGGUAAGAAUUUUCUUACCAACAAAUAUAAAAUAUAUUUUAACUUGAAUAUUUAAAUAUUUUUGGAAUUUAAAUUGCCCAAUAUUUAAAUAUUAAACUAAUAUUGAAGCUAUUUGCUUGCAGGGGUCCGAAUGGUAUUUGGACUAAACUUUCAAAAGGGGAGACAAUAAAGUAAGGAAAUUUGAAAUAUCUUAAAUGUUUGUUUUAAAAUAUAUAAUUUUAUGAGGGACAAAGAACAAUUUGCCAUAAGUUUUAAAUAAGUUAUGAGGGUUUUCUGGUACCAACAUAAGCUUUUGUCUUUAUUAAAAAGGCUUGCUUUUUUUGAAACUAAACUAAAUAUAUAUUUAUAUUGGAUAGCUCCAUAUCAGUCUUAAAACUGUUCUCUUUUAGAGGUCAAGUUAGGGGCAAAUGGUCAUUAUGUUACUAGAAAUUGUGAAGUGGCUAUUGCUUUUUCUGCAAUCUGAUUGGUCGACAUUUAGACGUACGAAAAGUGAUAUCCCAGCUGUGUGUGGGGGCUAUCACUUUUUUCAAAAUGGCUUCACAAGCUGCUGAGUUUAAAACGAAAUCAAUUUUUCUGAGCAUGUUUUGAAGUUUAACCCAUUGACUGGCUCUCUCCUUGACAGGUAAAAUCAUUUGACGUUAGACAGAGUAACAUAAUAAAGUAGGGCGCAAUGCAACUUCUAAAAUGGGUUAACUAGACACAUGAGCAAAUAGUCUGAUAACCCAAUGAGCAGAAGCACUUUAACCUGGACAAGUAAAAUUGUCUGGCAUUAGACAGCAUAAAUUAUUAAAGUAGGGCACAGGGCACAAUGCGACUUAAUGGGUUAACUAGACAAUUGUACCCGUCAAGGAGAGAGUGAAUUAGUUUUAAAAUUUUAGUAUCUUCAGUAUAUCGGUAUUUUUAAAAAAGCAAUAUUCAAUAUUUAAAAAACAGACUUAUCAUUAAUUAUCAAUAUAUAGCAACAGCUUUCCAGAAACUGUGGUGAAAUUUUACAGUAAUCUAACAAAUGCAUAAUUUAGGAGAUUGACAAGAUUUACACUGUUACGGCACUCCAAAUUAGACUUUUAUUAGAUUCCCGUCCUGUGUCUUCUAGAACUGGCCGCAUAAUUUGUCCAUUAUUACUAAUAAUCCUGUGUCUCCUAGAACUGGCCGCAUAAUUUGUCCAAUAUAUCAUAAAUACAUACUGUAUUUAUGAUAUAUUAUGUAAAAAAAACGAAAUAAUAAUAUGAAUUGUUGUUUUUGCUCGUUUAUUACUAUGGUAACUGCUGACCUAGACACUUCCGUUACAAGUUUUGAUUUCUGAACAUAAAAAAUAAAUGAUAAGGUAUUUCCUGGCUUUCAUUUCUGCAUACAAAAAAUCCAAAACAUUGCAUAGAAAUAUGGCUGAAUGGAUAUUUAAAACACGUACUAUCUAUUUCAUGGAGUAAAGGGUCAUGUUAGAUUCUUUCAGACACCAUGAUAAUGGAAAUGGACCGCCCGCCCACCCACAUGUGAUUUGAAAUAAGAGGCAGAUGGGAAACUGAAGUCUAAUUUGGAGUGGCCUACUGGCCUUGACACCAGUAGACCCAAAUGCAUCAUUCUGUAUUAUUUUAUUCCAUCUAAUGCCAGACAAUUAUACUCACCAAGCAGGGAGGUAACUUCGGUAUUAUGGCUGGGGGGUGUUGCGAGAUUGUUUCGUCCGACUAAAAGGAUGUGACCGAAGUUGUGCCCGACGGAUAUUUCAGUCAUUAAUUGAUAUUUAUUUUCCCAAAAUUAUUGUUGGUGAGUGGGGGGACAUACCAUUUUUCACUAACUUUUGAACUAAUAUAUAAUGUACCAUAAUUUGUACAAUUUUUCAGUAAUAUUUUAAUAAAUUUAUCAAAAUUUUCCCCACAACUAUUACUUUUCAAUAAGUUAUGUAAAAUGUUUUGCUUAAUUACAUAUUUUUUUCGUUAAAAUUGUUAAACUUGCCCGACAAAACUGCAAUAACCCCCCCCCUUGUAGUUACGGCCCUGUCUCCAAGGGAAAAUGUUAGCACUCAAUUGGUUAAUCAGACUAUUUGCCCAUGUGUCUUGUUAACCAGGCUGCAACUGGCAUGCACCCUAAUGCAUCCCACUCUGUCUAAUGUCAGACCAUUUUACUCUUCAGUAGGAUAGUGUUUGCACUUCAUCAGUUAACCCAUUAAGAGGCAGCCCUCUCUCUUUAAUGAAUAAAAUUGUUUGGCAUUAGUCAGAGUAAAAUACUAAAGUAGGGUGCAUUGCCACUUAAAGGGUUAACAGAAUUUAUUGGCAGAUAGUCUAAUAAUUUCCCUGGGGUGGGUUGUUCAAAGCUGGGUUAGCUUAACCCUAGGUUAACCUAAAAUUUAAGGCGAACUUCCUGACAGCUUGUCUAUAAAUUUAAAAAUAGUUCUUCAGAAAUCUUGUCUGGAUCAGUAGGAGAUUACUUCUCUGAAGUUUUGAAAUAAACAGAUGUGCAUUUUGUUAACCGGGCUGCAACUGGCAUUGCACACUAAUGCAUCCCACUUUGUGCUUUUACUCUGUCUAAUGCCAGACAAUUUUACUCUUCAAUAGGGUAGUGUUGGCACUUCAUCGGUUAACCCAUUAAGAGGCAGCACUCUCUUUGGGUUAAAUUUUAACCCAUGGUUAGCGCUAACCCACCUUUGAACAACUGGACCCAGGAGUGGCAGCAAAUCAGAUCUCCCCUUGACAAGAAAAAUAGUCUGGUCACAUGUGCCCUACUUUAUUAUUUUGCUCAGUCUAACCCCAGAUCAUGUUACUCUGUCUAAUGCCAGAAAAUUUGACUCAUCAACAGGAGAGUCUUGCACUUUAAUGGGCUAAAGGGUUAACAUGCAUACAAAAUGUAUUUAUGAAAAACCAUAUUUUGUUGGGUUUUGUAGAUGGAAAUUAUCGAGUGGAAAUUUAUAUACAUUUAUUAGAUUUAACCAGGAACAGCUGUGAAAAAUACAACUACAGAUCCCUGGCAGGAAUCGAACCUACGGUCCUGUAUAUGUUAUGCUCGACAUAAAACAUUUAUUUAACAUGUGAAUUUCUGUUUGUGUAGGAACUGCACAAAUCUUUCCGAUGCUGAGCCGACCUUGACACACAUGAGUAUUUUGAAACUAUAUCAAGAAAGACAUGUAAGGAAACUCAAUUUUCACACUAAUUUUUUAUAGGAAUUUUUUUGAAAUACUGUACCAUUAAUGGUAAAUAAUUCAAUAAUUCAACAUCAUGUUUUUUUACCAAUUUACCAUUUGGGAAAUUUAUAAUAACUAAUUAUGGUAAGAGUUCAGUUUUUGCAUGAGUUGGGUUUUUUUCUUGUGAUAGGGCGUAAAAAAAAUACCUGUGGUUCCGGUUCCCGACCGACCCUAUUUUUUCUGCCGACCCUAUUAUUUUUUCAAUGCGAUUGACCGUGCGACAAUAUUUUCUCCAGGUGGUUGCGGGCUGCUCAUACAGCGUGGUCCUGGGUGAAACAUGCAAACUAUAGUAAAAAUUUUGCAUGCACGCUCAUGUUUUGAGAAAAACAAAUCGUUUUGACUGACAUAAUAUUUUGAAACAUAGUUUCAAAUGCAUAUUUCACAGUUAGCUCACAAAUGGCCAAUUUUAAAAUCUGCUAAAUUCUGGUUGAAUUGUAGAAAUAAAAUUUAACCCAUUAGUGUGCAAGACUCUCCCUUUGAUGUGUAAAAUUGUCUGACAUUAGACAGAGUAAAAUGAUAAAGUAGGGCAUAUUGCAGGCUAAUGGAUUAACAAGACACAUUGGCGUUAACCAUUAGUGAUCAAGACGCAUAAAAUCGUAAAGUGGGCCAUUCCAUUUAAUAUCCCCCCCCCAUAUGGCUGAAUUCUGUAAAAUUUUAACCCCUAAGAAAAAAAUAUCAAAGUGCUGACACAAAACACCCCUCAGAAAUUUGUACAUUUUUCCCUUACCCCUCAGAGUAUUGCAGAGAUCAAAGGAUGCCGACAGGCUUAACCCCUCUGAAACGACUUUGGGGUCAUCCUUCAGAAAAAUUACUCCAUAUGGAGGGUGUGGACAUUAAAUGGAAUGGCCCAGUAGAGCUUAAUUGGUUAAUAUAAAUUUUGAUCUCUGCCAAUAAAGGUGAUCCAGCAUUGAGCUAAACCCCCUCUCCAAGUUCAGUAACUGACAGUGACUAUUGCCUAGGUUAAACAUGUUGUAUCUCAGAACUGCGAUGGUCUACAUCUGCGCAGUGGCUUACCGGGCCAGGCUUUGUCAGAAGUUCAUGGUAAUAUGUAUAUGGAGGUUAGUUCAGUUCACUAUAUAUUAAUCAAUUGUACAUUCUAUCCUUGCAUGCAAAAAAACCAAUUCUCCAAUAUUCUGACUAAUAAUAUGUUUUUAUCAGUUCAAAAUCAUUGUUUUGUUAAAAGGCAAAGGUUUCUGACCAUUGUCGAAAUGUUUGGAGCAGUAUGAGGCAACGUUUGCAUUUUUGAAAAAUAACUCGAAAAACAAAGGUCACUGAGGUCCGCCCUUUGCAUUUGAACAAAUAUUCAAACAUUUUUUAAAACAUUUUUUAUCAGUUAAUUAAAUAUAUUACUUUCUUGGAAUCAAAAGUUUUUUACUACUGCAUUUGCAAAACGUUUCAAAUAUGUUAGGUUUCAAAUUUUUAAGUUUGAAUUUUUAAAAAAAAUAAGUGGAAAAUCAUUUUGGGGCUCACAUUUUCUCUAGUUGCCUGUGACUGCCCCCCCCCCCAAUCAAUUUGCUUUUGAGUCAAAUUUUCAAACUUUUUAAAACAUUUUUAUUAGUUGAAAGUCGUUUAAAGUGAAAAAAACAAAGUGGGGGGACCACAGUGCCUCUGGUUGCCUGUGGAGCAAAAUUUUUCAAAAUUUCUAAAGUUUGUUUUUAUCAAUAGAAAGUGAUGUUUCCAUUCCAACAGUUUGCGAAACGUUUGGAGUAGUUUGAAGUAAAGUUUGAAUUUUUGAAAACCAAAGGAAACACCACAGCAAGCCUUAAAAUAUCGGUCGGAGAACCGUCUGACAAAAUGUUCGAUGACUUUAAGUUUGGAUCGGACAUAUGUAUUGUGAUGUCCGAUGACAUUGACUUCAGUUUGGCUUGGAAUAUGAAUGCAGACACAAAUGAAUAUCAGCUCAAUUUGGAAAGGCAUUUGAAUACACAUUUGCAAUUCACUUUUAGUACAUUACGUAUUCUGCUUCUCCAUUGAACAUACAAGCCUAUAGUCCUGGGUCUAGGGUACAUUUUGAUUUACGUUGGACAAAGUUAGGGUAAGGCGGUUUUUCGGUAAACCGGAAAAAAACCCCGAAAUACCCAAUGUUACUUUUGCAGAAAAACCGGGGAAAACGAAGAAAAAUCGGUAUUUUAGUAAAAUCGAAUCCUGUUUUGGCAAAUCGAAUCCAGUUUUGGCCAGAUUUUACUAAUAAUGAAUCCAGUUUUGGCAUUUACACACGAAAAACUAAAGAGAUUUUAACGUUAAAUAUCUUGCGUGAGUACUGAGUAGAUACGUUAAAUAUCUUGCGUGAGUACUGAGUAGCGUGUUGUAUCUUUUUUUACCGUAAGAUAAGAUAAGAAACUUUAUUUAUGUGUCAAAACAUUCUAGCGUUUAGCACGCUAAUUGGGGAUACGUAGUUUCGAUUUUCGAACGUAUUUUUUAAAAAAACGGACCCGUUUUUUGGUCGGUUUUCGUUUUUUUUGUAGAAACCGCGCCUCACGUUAGACAAAGUUACAGUUAGGUCGGACACCAACACACUCGGGUUGGACAGAAUGUCCGGUGGUUUCCUCCCUACGUCGGACAAUUUCACGAAAGGGUCGCGCAAUGUCCGUGACCAAUCCAUAUUUUAAGGCCUGGUGCCACAGUACGUGUGGUUGCCUGUAGUCGUCCUGAGCCAAAUUGAGACUUGUGUUAUCUUUAGGUGUGUACCGAAUGUGAUCCAGAGCGAACCUAUAUCCGAACAUUUGAUGUGACAGAAAGGACAGCGUUACGUCGGCACAAUACGGGCAGAAUGUGUCACGUUUGUGGAGGAAAACUACGAGAUACAAUCGUGCACUUUGGUGAGAAAGGCUGUCUCGAAUGGCCACUUAACUGGCAGGGUGCUAUUGAUGCUGGAAAAGCAACUGAUUGUAUUGUUUGUCUUGGUUCCAGUCUCAAAGUAAGAAUUCAUGGCGGUCCUGUGAUGUUUACAAUAAAUAAUCUAACUUUGUUUAUACUGGGUAGUUCUGUCAGUUCUAAAGUCUUUCUCCCUAGAAAUCCAGUAAGGGCCAUCUCUUAUUGAUCCAGUGUUAAGGCUGCAUUCCAGUUACGCGUUUUUCAUACGUGCGUACACGCACGUAAAAGUUGAAUUCGCUUUACAUCCUACUUAUGAAAUAACUAAAUUUAUAAAAGGACAGCAUUCAGUUUUGUGUAUGAUUUAAUGUGUAUUUGUUAAGGUUAUUUGCACUUAUAUGAAAUUUUAAGCGAAUUCAACUUUUACUAGCGUGUACGCACGUAUGAAAAACGCGUAUAACUGGAAUGCAGCCUUUACUAUAAGAGGAAACCUAAACUAAACUAAUUUUAAUUAUACUGGAUAGCUCUAUCAAAUGUUAACUGUUCUUCUUAGAGGUUCAGUAAGAAUCAUCUCUUAUUGAUCCAGUGUUACUACAGCAGGAAACCUAAACUAAACUAAUUUUAUUUAUACUGGAUAGCUGUAUCAAAUGUUAACUGUUCUUCAUAGAGGUUCAGUAAGAAUCAUCUCUUAUUGAUCCAGUGUUACUUUAAGUGCUAAAGUUUUAACUUUAUUUAUAAUGGAUAGCUCUAUCAGUUUUAAAAUGUUUUUCCUGAAGGUGCACUAAAGGCCAUCUAGUGUUACUACAUGCAGGAGAAAACCUAAACUAGACUAACUUUUUAACUUAUCGAAUGUAAACUGUUUUCCCCAGAGGUCCUGGUCAUCUCUUCUUGAUCCAGUCUUAAUACAGGAAGAAACUUGGUCUGAACUAACUCUAUUUUUAUCUAACCAGUAACCAUUUUAUAAACAGUUCUCCCUGGAGGUCCGGUAAAAGCCAUUGGUUAUUGAUCCAGUGUUAUUACAGGAGGAAACCGGAGUACUCUAAGAAACUUGCUAGGUUUGGUGGAGCAUAGGUUAUUGUAAUAAUUUACCAUUCGAAGCAUUAUUGAUAUAUUACUUAAUAAUUUGUUUAGGUUUUAAAAAGAUACAAUUCUCUAUGGGGCAUGACCAGAACGAAAGCCAGAAGGCCACAGCUGUUUAUAGUCAAUUUACAGGUAUAGAAACGACAGUCUGAAAUCUCUUUAAUUCCUUGCCAAUGACCACAGCUCUAUGGCUUAUUUUGUGAAAAGUAUGAAUAGGUAAUGAGUUUUGCAGCCAAUUAAAUUUCAGAGUUGGUCACAUACAGUAUAUAUAUAGCCUUGUAAACCCGAUGCAAUAAUAAACCUUAUGCAUAAUGACGUCGCUUGAUGCCCGCGAAGAAAUGCUGGUCUUAGUAGUCAUCGCCCGAGAAAAUUUCGAUAGUGGCCAUUUUGAAUUGUUUAAUUUUCCCGUGCGAUAUAUGACUAGUAAGACCAAUAUUCCUCGCGGGCAUCAAGCCUUGUGAGGUCAUUAUGCAUAAGGUUUCUUGAAGCUAAGCAAACUUUUUACAAAGUAAGUAAGUAAUUGGGGGUGUGUUAAUCAUUCUUACUUGCAACCAUAGUUAAUAGAGGGGAUGGUUUGGAAGCUCAUUAGCAUUACAAUAAACCUCGCUAUCUAUGUUUUUGUUCAGUUUUAUGCAAAAAUGUGGUCUUUCAUCGUCACGUGCGUAUUGUAUUUUUGCUCAACCAGCCAAUAGCAACGGUUUUGUCCAAUUGCUCAUCCAUGACUUUAACAAUAGGACAUUUUAAACAUUCCUAUUGGUUGACUUGAGAAAAAUACAACACGCACGUGACGAUGAAAGACCACAUUUUUGCAUAAACCUGAACAACAUAGAUAAUGAGGUUUAUUGUGAUUUUAUUGUAAUGCUAACGAGCUUCCAAACCAUCUCCUCUAUUAACUAUGCUGCAACUGAGAGCUAAGCUGAAUUGCGAGGGAUUUCUAAGGGCGCCUCUGGAGAAAACCAACGACCUUCGGUAGAGUGUCGACUGACUCCAUUCAGACGAGUGUCAUGAGUCCGCAACGAUAAUCGAACCCAUGAUCUCAGAGGUUGAAUCGCGCCACCGAAGCCCCGUUUUGUUAUCUCUAUUCGUUUGUUUAUCUUUAAUAUGUCAUUUCAGUGGACUCCGAAAGAUACGUCAGCAACUUUGAAAAUUAACGGUCGAUGUGAUGACGUCAUGCAACUCGUCAUGGAAAAACUUGGGUUGGAAAUUCCGGAGUAUAAAAGGUACUGUAUAUGAUGAAUACAAAAAGAAAAGGUUAACCUCUUAACGUUUUGCCGAAUUUUGCCUGAACAUCAACAAAAAGUAAAGACGAACCUUUUAACUUUUUGUCGACAUAAAAGUAAAGGCUCACUACUUUUAACGUUAUGUCGAAAAAAAGUAAAGGCUAACUCUUUAACGUUAGCUAGAGGAAAAGUUAACGCCAAUCCUUUAACUUUUUGUCGACAAAAACCAAUGUUACCCCUUUACUUUCAAAAACUCAAAGUGGCCAAAAGUUGACAAAACAUGAAAGCUAACCCCUCUAGUUUUCGUUGACAAAGAGUAAAGGGUACAGUACAGUCUAUUAACUCGCAGAACAAUAUUCGUUGCAGGAAAAACGAUCCAUUAUUUCGCCUGUGUAUGCCGUUACGAGAACACGAAGUUGCCACGAAAACAACAAAGAAUAUGGAGCCGAGAAAUAGCGAACAAACGAACGGUGAAGCAAAACAUGCUUCAUUACAAGAUGUAAAACGCGAGGAACAAGACGGGGUAGAGUGGGAUAAUGGUGAACAUUUAGGAGCAGGAUGGUACGGCAAGGGUUGUGCCAAGUUAAAGAAACCGCGCAAACGAAGGAAGCUUAAAUAGACGAGACAGUAUGAAGAAUAGAAGUUUCUCAAGAUAACACUGCAGUUAAACGUGUGUAUAUUGACCUUUGAGCUCUAUUUAUGUCUGGAGCAUCGUCCCCAGUGAGCUCUAUGUAUACCAGGUGAUCUCGUGUUCGUAUUUUAGCCAAUCAGUGCUCAGAAAGGGUUGUCCGAAUAGAAAUCCAUUUUGAUGUAUUCAGUCAAUUAUAUCUUUCGUUAUUCUUUAUGAAACUAGUUGAAAUUUUGUAAUUAUGUUUGGUUAUGAGAACUAUAGCUUUGACAAAAAUAUUGAAUCGAAAUAAAGUAUAUUACAGGAGAUCUUCAGUUGUUUUAAUCAUAAAAUGGAUUUCUAUUUGACAACUAGUGCCAGUACUUUUCCGUGUAUCAAGAUCAUCUGGUACUGGAGCGAGAACUCGAAUCUAAAAAGUGAAACCAAGAAGUUCCAGUCCCUUUCUAUUGCAAGGAGUCGGCAUGGUGCGUGUCAAAAUUUUGUAUUUUGACAUCGAUUUAAAGAAUAACACUGUGGUUUUAUGAACUUACAAUUUGUUUAGCGAUACGGUCCAUUAUACUGGAAUUAGCUGGGGGAAAGUGUAUUACAGUUGAUUUCACAUAACUUUUCCCUAACUAUUGUGAAGUUCAUAAGUUCAAAAGUUGAUAAUCAUAUUCACAAACCGUUUGUAAACAAUGCAUUUGAUUGGCUUCGUUUAGUUCAGGGGCCAAUCAGAGGCUUGGUUUAUACAAUCCAGCUUGUGAAUACGGACUGUAUCGCUAACCAAGUUAUCCGUUCAUAAAAUCAUAAUUUUAGUCUUUAAAUCGAAGUCAAAAUACGAAAUUUUGGCACAUUCCUUAGAAAGGGCCUGAAACUGGCUACCACAAGUUUGCAUUAUUUUCUGUUUUAUGUAUUACCAGGCCACAGAAUAAAGAUCAGUAACAGAAGGGACACUCAGCGGUGCAACGUGUCCGCGUUUUUUUAUGCAAAAAUAUGCAGUUUACUGGCCAGAAGGCGGAGGAGCCAGCCAGUACAGCGUGUUUAUUGGCCAGAAAAUGUCAUUGACUGGCAGGAAAAUGGCGGCCAACAUGCGUAAUGCGCGAGGACAGAAACUUCAAAGCUUCCGACGUAAGUGGCCCUUCUAUAUGGAUCCUUAUUCUAUGACCAGGCUAAUAACUAAUUUUUCAAAAGAGUUUAAAAUCGAAAUUAAUUUUGGAAGAAAAAAGAAUGACAACUAUUUUUCGAAUCUGUCUGCUAUACAGAUUGGUUUCAUUAUUUGAGUAUUUAAUAUUAUAAUUAUAAUGAAAAACCUCAUCUUCAUCAAUUUUCACUGUCAGUGUUUCCGGAUAUGAUGUCAUUAGAUGCAUUUUUGGAAAAAUGAUCUGCUAUUAAUCUAAUGACAUCGUAUUCAGAAAUUCUAACAGUGAAAAAGUUGAUCAAGAUGAGGUUUUUUACUAUAAAGAUAUAUUACAUUUCGUCUACGAAUGACAUAUAAAUAGCUCAUCGUUCAUGCUACGGUUCACAUGGUGGACAUUUACACAAAAGAAUCUCAUCACUUAUCCUCCAUCUGUUUUUGUGUAAAAGUCUUGUGGGAUUGCUUGACAUAAGCAAAAAUCUUAUUUGGGGUAUUAAUAAUUUUAAGGAUUGCAACAUGUAGUAUUUAUAUAUACGUAUAUUUAUGCAAGCAAUCAAAGAAAGGAACAAUGUAUCUCAUUGACCAGUGUAGUCGGGUCAUGGCCCACCUUGUUCAAAUUUUUUUGGGGGAGUUGACCCCAACCCACCCUGAAGGUCCAUUUCCACUCAAGAAAUUGAAAAACAUUUCCACAGACAGAACAUUUUCCGAAAAUAUCAUUGUUAAAAUUUCAAAAUUUUCAACUUUAAAAUUUUUUCCAGCGGAAACUUUGUGUCUGCCAAUCAUAUUAUAGCCUAUCAAAUUUUAGUUCUGCAGAAAAUUUUCCUGAGUGGAAAUAUGGGCUUUGAUAAUAUAACACAAUUUUGCCAAGUUAAUGAUUUGGCAUUAUUGUACAAUUGAAAUACACAAUUAUUCCAAUUCAUUUUUUAAGGUUAGACCAGUAAUGCUAAUGCUCCUAUAAUAUAUCGUAUUUUCUUGUCUUGAUAAAAUUAAAGUUAAUAUAUUAACAAACAAUUCAUGUGGACAAGAAAUUAAUCAUUUCUCAGAAAUGUAAAUAAUAGUACUAUUUGUGUGAAUAUUAAG